AUGGCGACUGUCAGUGCCAUGCUUGUCCUCUCGAGAUUGCGCCGUGGUGAACAGGGCGAAUUCGAGAGCUUAAUAAAGAAACGUCAGAUACCAAAAGGAAAACGCAAGAAAUUGAUGAUGUUGAUGAUAGCAUUGGCUAUCGUUGUGAAUCCUCCGAGAGAUCGAACUCUUUGGGUCGGACCCAGAACUGAUGCCUGGAUUGCAAUGGCUUAAAAUGAGUUCUCAGAAAAGCAGUGGCAUGAACACUUCCACUUGUCUAAAGGAACCGUUCUUUACAUUGUAAAUGAAUUGGAAGAUGAUAUUACUCGCACAGAUUCGAAAUUACAGAAAGCGAUUCCCACAUUUCAGCGAGUGGCUUUGACAAUUUAUUUCAUGGCAUCCACCGCAGAAUACCGUUCCGUGGCUAAUUUGUUUGGAGUAUCACGAUCCUUUGUUAGCCUUUGCGUAAAAGAGGUCUGCCAGGCCAUCGUUAAAAGGUUAAAAUCAAGAUAUAUCACCAUACCGAAAGGAGACGACUUGAAACAAGUGAUGGCAACUUAUAAAGAAAAAUGGGGCUUCCCCAUGUGUGCGGGAGCCAUAGAUGGAACUCAUGUCCCGAUAAAGGUCCCCUCACAAAACCACACGGACUACGUAAAUCGAAAGUCUUAUUACAGUAUUAUCAUGCAGGCUUUAGUGGACUCACGGUAUUUGUAUAGGUAAUCACAUGAUUUCGAGUGCAAUUUGGAAUAAAUAAGCACGAGUAAAUUUUUUUAAAGACUAACAAAAUUGCACGAGCCCGUAGGGCGAGUGCAAUUUGAGGUCUUUGAAAAAAUUAACAAGUGCUUGUUUAUUCCAAAUUGCACGAGAAAAAUCAUGUGAUUACGUGUUAAUAAUAUACAUGGAAAAAUACGAGAUGGCUUAUCAUAAUUAAAUAUAAGCAAAGCGCGCGCAUCAAGUGCAAAAAAUAAUUUAUUCAAACCGUGCGUUCGGUCAAAACAACCGCGUAGGAUCAAAAUAAUAAUAGACAACGAUAUCUUCACAUCUUUAAGGUGCAAGAAAGUUCAAAGUCCGACUAAACAGUUUAAGGAAUAGUUCAGUCUGUGUCCGAAACACUUUCGAUGAAAUGGAAUCGUCGUUCCCGAGGUUUAACUAUGACUGUUUUUAAUUUCGGCGUUGGAUCGCUCGAGCAAAGUGUUAAGCUGGGUCGGCUCGUAAUUUUCGAUUUCCUUGGCAAUUCCCUUCUCUAAACACCACUUUUUCCAAACUGACAACCAAAAAGCAGUGCUUUUUAUAGUGUUUUCGUUGUUUAAGCUGUUUUUCAGCUGCGGUGGCGAAAGAAAACCUACUUAAAACGCCGGCCAUUGUUUCGCUCGCAAAUUUUCAAAUUUUCAAAUUUUGUUGCGCCAUCCAAGGCUCGCAUUUGAUUGGCUAUCUGUGAGUUUCUUUGAUUAUUGACCAAUCAGAAUGUCUGAUUUGUUUCUUCUUUGCAUUGAAUUAACCCUCUUCUGCACUGAAUUAACUCUCUUCUGCACUGCAUUACCUGAAAACUGCAUUUAUCUUAACCAAUCAGAACUGAGUAAUUUUUCCAUGAUUAUUAUUAAUUUAGGGACAUUGUAGUUGGCUGGUCCGGAAGCGUGCAUGACGCACGUGUGUUGUCGAAUUCCGAAACAUAUAAACUGGGGAAUGAUGGUGCCCUCUUUCCUGAUUUCAAAGAGACCAUACUAGGCCAGGAUAUCCAUCCAUGUAUACUUGGCGAUCCAGCACAUUCUUUGUUACCUUGGUUGCUGAAGCCAUUUCUGGAAAAUCAGAACACCCCAAGAAAGCAUCGACGUCUCAAUUGCCGCCUCAGUCGUCCCAGAAUGACCGUUGAAGACACAUUCGGACGUUGGAAAGGUCGUUUUCCUAGAUUUUCAAAGCGCACUGACAUGAAGGUUGAGGAUGUUAUUCAUCUAGUGGCCGCCUCAUGUAUAUUAUAAAUUUGAGCUGAGAAGAGAUCCACUGCUCAACGAAUGGUUUGAACAAGCUCAAGACAGGUCCUACCCUCAGCCAGAAGAUGGAGAUGUGCCAUUCAGAAUGAAUGGCACAGAGAGAGGGCUGAUGCAUCAGAUACCCGCAACAUAUUGGCCAACUUUUUUAUGA
Molecule: messenger RNA, 2118 nt
Organism: Pocillopora meandrina
Lineage: Eukaryota; Metazoa; Cnidaria; Anthozoa; Scleractinia; Pocilloporidae
Source: the annotation of a GenBank genome assembly